AGCCGCAAAGUACUUGGAGGACUGCUCAGUGCCUGCAGCUGAGCUGGUCAAGUCCGGGCCCCGGAGCGGUUGGAAGCGAGGACUGCGGAGGAACCGCCUCCACCCGCCGGGUCGGUCGCGCUAGCCCACAGGCUCCCGGCCGCCGUGCCAGGGCUCAGGACUCAGGGCGCGGCCGCUCUCUGUGGGUCGUCCGCGCGGUCCCGCGCUGGGUCACCAUGCUGCUGCCCCAACUCUGCUGGCUGCCGCUGCUCGCGGGGCUGCUGCCGCCCGCGCCCGCGCAGAAGUUCUCAGCACUCACGUUUUUGAGAGUCGAUCAAGAUAAAGACAGAGACUGCAGCCUGGACUGUGCAGGCUCUGCUCAGAAACCCCUCUGUGCGUCGGAUGGACGGACCUUCUUAUCCCGCUGUGAGUUCCAGCGUGCCAAAUGCAAAGACCCUCAGCUGGAAAUUGCUUACCGGGGAAACUGCAAAGACGUCUCCAGGUGUGUGGCCGAAAGGAAGUACACCCAGGAGCAAGCCCGGAAGGAGUUCCAGCAGGUGUUCAUCCCCGAGUGCAACGAUGACGGCACCUACAGUCAGGUCCAGUGCCACAGCUACACGGGGUAUUGUUGGUGCGUCACGCCCAAUGGAAGGCCUAUCAGCGGCACCGCUGUUGCCCACAAGACGCCCAGGUGCCCGGGUUCUGUAAAUGAAAAGUUACCUCCACGGGAAGGCACAGGAAAAACAGAUGAUGCCGCCGCUCCGGCGCUGGAGACACAGCCUCAAGGAGAUGAGGAAGAUAUUGCGUCACGUUAUCCCACCCUCUGGACCGAGCAAGUCAAAAGCCGACAGAACAAGACCAAUAAAAACUCAGUGUCCUCCUGUGACCAGGAGCACCAGUCCGCCCUGGAGGAAGCCAGGCAGCCCAAGAAUGACAACGUGGUGAUCCCCGAGUGUGCCCACGGGGGCCUCUACAAGCCGGUUCAGUGCCACCCAUCCACGGGGUACUGCUGGUGUGUGCUGGUGGACACAGGGCGCCCCAUUCCUGGCACAUCCACCAGGUAUGAGCAGCCCAAGUGUGACGACAGAGCCAGGGCACACCCCGCCAGGGCCCGGGACCUGUUCAAGGGCCGGCAGCUGCAGGGUUGUCCUGGUGCCAAAAAGCAUGAAUUUUUGACAAGCGUCUUGGAUGCACUGUCCACAGACAUGGUCCAUGCUGUCUCUGACCCCUCCUCCCCAUCGGGCAGACUCUCAGAACCAGACCCCAGCCACACCCUGGAGGAGCGGGUGGUGCACUGGUACUUCAAGCUGCUCGAUAAAAACUCCAGCGGGGACAUUGGCAAGAAGGAAAUCAAACCCUUCAAGAGAUUCCUUCGGAAAAAAUCCAAGCCCAAAAAGUGUGUGAAGAAGUUCGUGGAGUACUGUGACGUGAAUAACAACAAGGCCAUCUCUGUGCAGGAGCUGACGGGCUGCCUGGGCGCCACCAAGGAGGAGGGCAAAGCCAGCACGCGGAAGCGCCACACCCCCAGAGGCAGCGCCGAGGGCUCCGCUCCAAGGCAGCCGAGGAAGCAAGGAUGAGCAGCUGGCCCUUCCAUGGCGGUUUCUAGACAUGUGGGAACCUCCCUCACCAAAGAGCGAUUUAAAAACAAGCCCAUAGUAUUUGCACUUUGUACUUUACCUGUAAAUCCACUUGGUAGAAACGAGAUGUUUAAAUGGACGGUUUGGAUCUGGAGUAUGGAAGGCUGGCUUCAGAGGAGUCCUCACAUACAACGUAUGUGGCCUCUGUCCACCGUGGAAACCCGCGCCUGGCGGACAGGAGUUUGGAAAGCACGGAGCUUCUCGGCUCUGCCCGGGGUAGCUGCUGGCAGCCUCCUCCAGGCCCUCUGCAGCCCUGCCUCGGGCUGCCCGCGCUCUCUCAGUCCACAGGCCGCCAGCCUUGUCCCCGCAGCUGGGGCUUCCUCGAAGUGUCACUGAAAUGGAGUUCCUAGGUCUUGCCCUGACUGUGCUCGGACUGGCUGUUUCUUGGGAUUCUGUGCUGGUCUGUUCAUUUCGCUCUCCCGAGGUCUCUCGUACCCAUGAGCCAGGUCACCAGGAAGGAUGGCAGGGGCUGGGGGAGAGCUUUCAAACUUCUUCACCUCCACUUUCAGGCUUCUGUUGGAGUUUUGCUUUGGCCUCAGAUAAGUCCAGGCAGGCGCCCUUGAGGGGCCCUUCCUUCAGAGAGGAGACCCAGGCUGUGASGAGGCCACUCCUGCCAGCUGCUUCUCUGUGCCCCCAGGGUCCCCUGGAAGACAAAGCUGUCCCURAACAAAUGGCCCACAUUCUCCCCCAGGAGGCGUGACGGCAGAGGUGUGGGCAGGGUGUGGACUGGGCCUCAGGAAAGGCUGCCGAUUCCUGCUCCGCACACUGCUGAAGCCUCAGGGCAGGGGCCUUGCCAGCAAAGUCCAUCUGAGGGUGUGGCACAAGACGGUCAGCAACUGAGUGCCCACUGUGAGCAGCAGGGUUGGCUCUCAUGGCCACUGCCACCCUGGCCCUGGCCCUAAGCGAGAGGUGUGAGGCCAGCCAGCUCAGACUUCUGUAGGAGGCCCUCGUGGCCUGGUCCCCCGCACGUGUCCCGAGCAGUCACGACCCUGAGAGUGUGUGGAGAGGCGUCACAAGGACUGUGCUUAUUGUGCAAAGGCAAAGAACAGGCCGGGAGUCCCAGGCCAGCUCAACGAACGCGCGUCAGCAUCGUCUAGGAAACAGCUGUGAGCCUAGUUGUUGUGGAUACUCGUUUAUAUUGCUGAACUUUGAAAUUAAUCAUUUUUCCUAGAUUAAAA
This is a messenger RNA of Urocitellus parryii (Arctic ground squirrel), 2794 nucleotides long. RefSeq names its product SPARC related modular calcium binding 2 (gene Smoc2). Gene Ontology annotation, cellular component: basement membrane. Gene Ontology annotation, biological process: extracellular matrix organization. The record is from RefSeq and is a predicted model, not a curated record. NCBI's taxonomy places the organism in Eukaryota, Metazoa, Chordata, Mammalia, Rodentia, Sciuridae. Gene Ontology annotation, molecular function: protein binding; calcium ion binding; extracellular matrix binding.